GCCCAAGCGUGAGACAAUCCUAAAUACUUUUGGUCUGGAACGCUGGGAUAGGGAGUCACGCAGGGUGAUUUCCCAGCAUUCUUUGUCGAGCUCCAUGGGUGACCGGAAAAGUGUUUACGCCUGCGCAUUGUCAGAGGGAGGCGCCCGACUACUAACUCCAGGUUUGGGCUGCAUAGACAGGUACGGCCGAAGCUGCAACGGAAUGAGACAUGGCGGAGAGCGUGCUCGUUCUAGGCGGACCCAGGCAAAGAAACAUUCCGGCAGUGAAGAUUAUCCCUGAGGUCUAAAAAGAGCAAGACUGUUGGUAUAAUUCCGGUUGCCUGUUCACGUCCCACUCCUGUUUAUCGGAGAGGGAUUGUGAAACCAUUUGCAGCUGAGUUAGCAAGAUGGGAAGAUGCUGAAUAGUAAAGAUCCAUAAUAGUUAGUAACGUCAAUCCAGAUGAAAAACAGAUUCUAAAAACAUGACUUCCUGAGGGGAAUGUAUAAAUGAAGAAAUAGUGUGCUUGAGUGCCAAAGCAGUGAUGAAACGGAGAUGGCUGUCAUAUGCAAGUUGAACACUGCUCACCUAGUUAUCUCAGGAUUUGAUUUUGAUUUAGUUCACGAGAGCUCUGGAGAAGAUGGCUUAUGUUAACCUAAAGGAAACUGCACUAAUUGUCGGAGUGGUGGUGGCUUGCUAUUGGAACAGUCUUUUUUGUGGUUUUGUUUUUGAUGACGUUUCAGCCAUUUUGGACAACAAAGACUUGCAACCUUCUACUCCUUUAAAAAAUCUCUUUCUGAAUGACUUCUGGGGGACUCCUAUGUCUGAGGAGAGAAGUCAUAAAUCAUAUAGGCCGCUUACUGUCCUCACGUUCCGUUUGAACUACCUGUUCGGCGAGUUAAAUGCUAUUUCUUACCACUUCCUGAAUGUCAUCUUUCAUGCAGUUGUGUGUAUAGUCUUCCUCAAGGUCUGCAAGCUCUUCUUGGACAACAGGAGCAGUUUGGUUGCAUCCUUAUUAUUUGCAGUACAUCCAAUACAUACUGAAGCGGUAACUGGCGUAGUGGGCAGAGCAGAGCUUCUCUCAUCAAUCUUUUUCCUAGCUGCUUUUUUGUCAUAUACCAGGUCCAGAGGGCCUGAAAAUACUAUAGUGUGGACUCCUAUUGCAGUGACUGUUUUUCUGGUGGCUGUUGCUACAUUAUGUAAGGAACAAGGAAUAACAGUGGUGGGAAUUUGUUGUACCUAUGAAGUAUUUAUAGCUCAAGGGUAUACCUUGCCUACUCUUUGGGACACAGUGUUACAGAUCCUCCGAGGGAAAAGCAGCAUUCCUUAUUGUAUGCUUCAAAUGCUAUUGAAGCUAAUAGUUCUGAUGUUCAGUACUCUACUCCUUGUUGUGAUCAGAGUCCAGGUUAUUCAGUCACAGUUGCCAGUGUUUACAAGGUUUGAUAACCCAGCUGCUGUGAGUCCAUCUCCUGCAAGACAGCUAACUUUCAACUACCUCCUUCCUGUAAAUGCCUGGUUGCUUCUAAAUCCCUCAGAACUGUGUUGCGAUUGGACAAUGGGUACCAUACCAUUGGUAGAGUCUCUUCUAGACAUCAGAAAUAUUGCCACGAUCACCUUCUUUUGCUUUUUGGGAACUUUGCUUGUCUUCAGUCUCUGGUAUCCUGGGGAUUCUUCCAAGAUUGUAUUGAUGGCACUUUGUUUAAUAGUGUUGCCAUUCAUCCCAGCAUCCAACCUUUUUUUUCCUGUUGGCUUCGUAGUAGCAGAGCGAGUGUUAUAUGUUCCCAGCAUGGGAUUCUGCAUGCUAGUAGCCCAUGGGUGGAAAAAGCUCUCAAACAACAGUGUCCUAAGAAAACUAUCAUGGGUUUCUCUCUCUCUGGUGCUGUUUGUUCAUGCCUUAAAAACAUUGCACAGGAACUGGGACUGGGAAUCGGAAUAUACAUUGUUUAUGUCUGCUUUGAAGGUAAAUAAGAACAAUGCUAAACUCUGGAAUAACGUGGGUCAUGCUUUAGAAAAUGAAAAGAACUUUGAAAGAGCUUUGAGAUUCUUCAUACAAGCCACCCAAGUGCAGCCAGAUGAUAUUGGUGCCCACAUGAACGUAGGAAGAACAUACAAAAAUUUAAACAGAACCAAAGAAGCUGAAGAAUCUUAUUUGGUUGCAAAAUCAUUGAUGCCACAAAUUAUUCCAGGUAAAAAAUAUGCUGCCCGCGUCGCUCCUAACCACCUGAAUGUUUAUAUCAAUCUUGCAAACCUGAUUCGAACAAAUGAGUCUCGCCUUGAAGAAGCAGACCAGUUGUAUCGCCAAGCCAUUAGCAUGAGGCCAGACUUCAAACAAGCAUACAUAAGCAGGGGUGAAUUGCUUCUAAAAAUGAACAAACCUCUGCAAGCCAAGGAAGCUUACCUUCGAGCCCUCGAACUGGAUAGGACCAAUGCAGACCUGUGGUAUAACUUGGCAAUUGUUUACAUUGAACUGAAGGAUCCAAUAGAAGCUCUGAAGAACUUCAACAGGGCAUUAGAACUGAAUCCCAAUCAUAAACUAGCACUGUUCAAUUCGGCAUUGCUGAUGCAAGAAUCUGGUGAUGCUAGGCUUCGGCCUGAAGCUAAGAAAAGACUCCUGAAUUAUGUGAAGGAAGAGCCUCAAGAUGCAAAUGGCUAUUUUAACUUGGGCAUGCUGGCAAUGGAUGACAAAAAAGAUGCUGAAGCAGAAACCUGGAUGAAAAAAGCCAUAAAGCUCCAACCAGGCUUCCGAAGUGCUUUGUUCAAUUUGGCACUUCUUUAUUCUCAGACUGCGAAGGAGUUGAAUGCUUUGCCAGUUUUAGAAGAGCUGCUAAGAUACUACCCUGAUCACACCAAAGGUUUGAUCCUGAAGGGUGACAUUUUGAUGAACCAAAAGAAAGACAUACAGGGAGCCAAAGAGUGUUUUGAGAAAAUUCUGAAAAUGGAUCCUAACAACGUACAAGGGAAGCACAACCUUUGUGUGGUUUAUUUUGAGGAGCGAGACUUAAUAAAAGCAGAGAAAUGUUUGGUGGAGACACUGGCCUUAGCCCCACACGAGGAGUACAUUCAACGUCACUUAAGCAUAGUCCGAAGUAAAAUUGCUUUGCUCAGUACUGGGGAAGCAGCUGUUGUUCCCACAGAAAAGACUGCCCCUGUGGACAGGGGGGAAUCUCCAUUUGGAAACUUGAAAGGGACAAAAAAUGAAAACUUGAAAGGGGCAACAAAUGAACAGAGAAGCGCUCGGACCACAAAUAGUAAUGGCAACAAAGGGCAGGCAAAGCCCAAGAAACAAGUGGAGAAAAAUUCCACAGACAAAGAGACAAAAAAGAAAUCGGCAAAAGAAAUAAAAGACAUUGAGAAAAAAAGGGUUGCUGCUCUGAAAAGACUGGAAGAGAUUGAGCGUAUAUUAAAUGGUGAAUAGUUUCUUGGGACACCUCCAGUGCUGAAGGUUAUUGACACACCAACUUCCAAGGUUCUGUGUGUGCAUGUGUUCAGUCAAAGUGACUACUAGGCAGCUUUUGAAUUUGGAAAGAAUGUUGAAAGCAUAUCAUCUUUUCAAAAGAGAAAAGCAGGAGAAGGCUGUUGCUGCUGCACAAAGAAAUAAUAUGUUACAAAAAUAAUGGAUUUUAAUCUAAUAUUUUGGUUUAGGGUUUUAAGUGACCCUUGGGGAUUUUCCAGCAACAGCAGUUGAGUUCUAAUACUGCUGUUUAGAAUGACAGCCUGUUUCCCAGGAAGCUAGCCCUUCUGAACUGCAGUGGUGCUUGCUUCAGAGUCAACCUAUUUUGGUCCAGGCUGCAAAUUACUAGCAAUCAGGUAUCUUCAGUUCUUACCAUUCUCAAAAGAAUUGUCAAGAGCUAGAAGGCAAAUUUUUAAAAGGUACCUCGGAUAUGAUGACUCCUAGGCUGACUAAGGGAAAUUCACUGGUGCAAGUGGUGUAGGAACACAACUUUAAUUUGGAUAACUUUUUUAUUUCCGUUUUCUCAUCAAGUCAUCCAUUUUUCUAGGUAUAUGUUAUACAUCACACAACCCACUUCUGCAUACACCCUGAAAUCAUAAGUUUAUCAAAAUAUGUUGAGUGUUAACUAGCAAAUACCAUUAAUAUUAUGUACAUGCAUGCAUUUGGUAGUUUUUCAGUCUUAUGAAAGUGCAGUGGUUCCCUAUACCAUGGAUUGGUGGGGACCCCCCCCCCAAAAAAAACUAAGGGUUGUAUCCAACAGUGUGAAUCAGCUAAUAGUAAGGCUUUUGUCUGCAAAACAAGGAAAGAAGCAAUUUCCAGUAAUUUCCCUGUCCCCUACAACCCCCAUGCCAUUCAUAUAUACUCGAAGCAUUUUCUAAUCCUGCAGAGCUGAUUUAGGGAGGGUGCCAGAGUCUGUAGGGUGAAAGUGGACUCACUGAAAAUUACUUGCCUUCCUAUUCUGUUGACAAAAGCCAUACCCUAGCUGAGCGACACUGUUGAAUGCAACCCUAAGCUUAUUGAGAUUCCCUGCCCAGUUAUGUCAUUUAUUACAAUCUUAUGGUGCUUUUGUGUUUUAGAAACAAAUGUGAUUGUUUCUCAGCAUUCACCCACCCUGCUGUAAGGAAUCACUUGAUGCGAAACCUCAUUUAUUUCUAACUCCCAGUGUGUGUGUGUGUGUGUGUUAGAAUUUUUGGUGGUGGUUGCGGUUUUUUUCCUUUUUCAAUUAAGCAUUCUAUGUGAGAUAUCCCAUGCAUUUAAGUUUCUCACUUAUGAAUUGACUCUCUAAGGAAUGGCAAACCACCACUGCUUUAUUUGCAAUCACUGUAAAAAAAAAAUUGAACAGAUGAGAUGACACCAGCGAUUGUCUGUUGUUCAAGGUAGUUCUUCCAGGAUUAAAGUUGCAUUCCUGUGCACCCUUU
Rhineura floridana is the source of this 4846-nucleotide messenger RNA. RefSeq names its product transmembrane O-mannosyltransferase targeting cadherins 3 (gene TMTC3). Gene Ontology annotation, biological process: protein O-linked glycosylation via mannose. Gene Ontology annotation, cellular component: endoplasmic reticulum. The transcript is spliced from 17 exons. The record is from RefSeq and is a predicted model, not a curated record. Lineage: Eukaryota; Metazoa; Chordata; Lepidosauria; Squamata; Rhineuridae. Gene Ontology annotation, molecular function: protein binding; mannosyltransferase activity. The coding region runs from base 618 to 3392 and encodes 924 amino acids.